Physcomitrium patens is the source of this 2066-nucleotide messenger RNA. RefSeq lists its product as uncharacterized. Gene Ontology annotation, molecular function: protein binding. Lineage: Eukaryota; Viridiplantae; Streptophyta; Bryopsida; Funariales; Funariaceae. The record is from RefSeq and is a predicted model, not a curated record.
GUUCGUAGGAGGGAGAAAUCGAUCGGAGCUGUGGCCAUUGUAAUCGCAGUUGCCGAUUGCGUAUUGUAGAGGACCUCUUCGGAUUAGAGACAAGUUUUGCGGUGUUUGUGAGACAAUUUGAGACAUUCUAGGCCAAUUGCGAUGCGGAGCUCUCGAAGCGCAGGCAAUGCGCUGCGUAGAUGGUGCUACACUCUUUCCUCACCCUCUGUCGCGCUAGGAAGAAAUGAGAGGUUACGUGCCCCAGGUUUUCCGUGUGGAGAUGUUCGGGAGUACAUCGUGAGUGCAGCUAGCGCAGGCGCGUCAUCGUGGGUGCGCAGUUGCGUUUCAUCGCAUCUGGUAGCAAACUCCACCCAGCCGCGGCAAGAUUUCUUUAGAACUUUCUCGGAGGCAGCAGUAGCAGAGGAGCCAGCAGGCGAAGCAGGGAGCCCUGCGGUCGAGAGCCUUUACAAGGAGUUAAAUGAUUCGAUUCGACAGAAGUGCUUGCCGAAGGCUACAUUGCUGCCCUCAUUGUUGAAGAAUUGUGCUUCCCCUGCAGAUGUGAAGCUGGCGUUGGAUGCCGUUGAUCGUCUGAGGAGAGUGAAGGCCGUUCAAGGUCAGCAGAAGACGAAUUACAAUAAGAAUAUUGCGCAGCUGAUGGUGGAAGCUUGCAUACGGUCGGGGGAUCCGCUCGCUGCAUUGCCAACUUUGAUGAAAAGAAAUGUUUAUGGAUUUACUCCUUCUCUGGAUCAGGGCCAUCUGCUUCUGGAACACGCUUUUGGACAGAAAGACACGAAGCUCAUGCUGAAGGUACUGAGGACUAUGGUCACAAAUGAUAUUUUUCCAACCCCAGUGUCAGCUGAGUUGAUUAUUCGCACAUGCAAAGAUGCAGGUAAUACAGAGCUGUUAUUUCAAUUGGCGAAAGAGAUGCGUGGCAACGGAGUUUCUUUAAAGAAACAUCUCUAUGACAUGCUUAUUGCCACCGCUGCUAAUGUUGGUGAUGUGAAACAAUUAUACCAAGUUCAGCAGUGGAGGGAAGAACAAGGAAUUGAGCACACGACAGCUAGUGCAUUUGCUCUGGCUAAAGCAUUGGUGCUGGAGGGAAAUGCUGAAGAUGCUGCGAAAACAAUUCUUCAUCACUGUAACGAUGCUGAAAAGCGUAACAUUUACCUUCAGAUUAUGGUGAAGGUCUGGCCUCUACAAGUUGGAGCCAAGGUUGCUGAGGAAGAGAAACAUGCUCUCUUAGAAGACUUGAAAAAGAAAGUGGCCAUCAUGUGUGAGAGCCUGGUGCAAUCUGGUUGCAAUGUGCCCGUAGAUGUGAAUGAAGAUUUUGCCAAAGGAGCAGGCAGCAAGAGUAAGGCAGAAGACGAAGUUUGGACUGGGGGUGCUUCAUCCUAGGAACUUGCGACUAGAUUUAUCAUGAAUACUGGUACGUGUAUCACACGGUUUUAUGGUUCCAAACAGGUUAAUGUGUAGUCCAUCGUGUCCACUUGAGAUUAUACAAAUUGAAGGGGAUGUCUUCAUCUUAGUUAGCAGAGACACGCAACUGCAGCGUUGGGCGAGACUGGGGUGAGAGCUGCACUGCUUUUAAGCUAUUCACCUAUUCUUCAAGGAGCUCCUUCCUGACCUCUCUUGCUGCAUCCCCUGCUGGUGAUAUCACCAUCAAAAUGGUUAUGUAGCAGCAUUGCUCCAGCAAUAUGGAAUCUGCAGUGCUCUCGAAAAGUCCCAUUAAAAUGUAAACGAGCAAAGCCACAAUAAAAGAGGGAUGUAUAGGACAAGUACUUUUGAUGCGUCAAACUCCGAGUUGAACUUGAAAUAAUAGAUUUUUCAUUCCUGCUUGUUGGCUAUUUGAUUGUUUUUUCUAGAUGCCUGAGGCAGUUGAUUCGCAGUUGGUAUGGUGCGGGUUCUCUAAUUCGCAUGCUUAAUCUCUGCUACAGUAUAUUUUUUUGUCUCUACCUGCCAAUCUCUGUGUGUAAUUUGCGAGUUAUUAUGUAUACGGUCGCUCCCUUUCUGAAGAUACAAUCCUAAAUGUCGAUUUGUUUCUUUGCUUUUCACUAGCAAUGAUUACAGAGUACCACCAUCUUUUAUUU